ACUCCCGCAAAAACCCUAGGGCCGGCGGCCUCCUCGCCGCAAACCGCCUCCAUCCCCGCCGCCGCCUUCCUCCCGACAAGCCGGUUUUUUCCGACGCGUGAGAUUAUUCUCCGUGGGAGGCAAGGCGUCGGGCGGCUGGCGAUGGGGGCGGAGCUGCGGCCUGACGACAUGGAGGUGGAGGAGGAGGGCGUCAGCGACUCCCAGGCUUUCCGGUUUGUCGAGCACGUGCUCCAGUCCGUGCGGAUGGAUCCCGUUCUAGUGGAUCUAAAGGACAAAGACCAAUAUGAUAGCUUGCUAAAAAUUGUAGACUCUUCCAAGAAAAGGAGUUUCGAUGAUGAGGCUUUGCUAGUGCCAACUUUGAAGGCACUGUCAGAAGCAGUCUCCAAGAUAGACAUCACAUACCAUCAUGAACUUUUGAGCAAUAUAUUUACCAUGACUCUUUGGUACAUGCAAAGGGAUACAAGGGAUGCUCUUCUAGAGUUAAUCACCAGAUUGGCUGCUGUGGCAGAUCAGUUCCUCAGAGAAUGUUUGCAGAUGCUUGUGAACAAUUUUACUCCACCUGGACCGCUUACUGCUUUCAUUGGUCAACCAAGAUGGCAUGCAAGGAAGAAAGAAAUCUAUUCUCAGUUGCACGAGAGUUUGAGAGUGAUCUCUGAUACUAUACCUUUAGCACCAAGGAUGUUAAAGGAUAUAAUAGAUAGGAGUAUGCCGAAAUUAUUCGAUAACAAAGCUAAAACGAUUUCGUUUGUUGAGUGCAUCUUGGGUCUUGAUAAUGAUAGGAUGGGCGACCUCAUUGGAUCACUAUUGCUGGCGAAAGUUGUGGAUCUACUUACGGAAUUGGAUGUUAACAUAACAUGGGAAGAUAUACUCCAAGAGGAACAUCACAAAGGUAUAUUUGAUAUGGAGCUUGAAGAUUUGGAUGACGAUGAGGACAGCCUUGGACAAGAAGGAACAAAGGCCCUUUUUGGAGGAAAUGCCUGUGCUGAAAAGCUUGAUGGUUUAAUGGUUGUUUUUUGUGAACACCUCAAGGCAUGUAGUGAACAUGGUCGCCUACUCAAGGAAUUUGACAUUCUGAAGACUAUCUUUCGAACAUCUGUGCUAACGGUGCACAAAUCCAAAUUCGCUCAGUUUAUCGUGUUUUAUGCCUGUUCACUGGAUCCUGAAAUCUGCGGCAUUGAAUUUUCUCUCUUCCUAACUGACAUCUUUAUUAAAAAGGAAGAGGACCUACUUUCUAGAAUGUCUGCAGUUUCAUAUGUUGGAAGCUAUCUGUCUCGGGCAAGGUUCAUUUCUGCUGACACAGUGGUUGCUGUACUCAAAAGAUUAGUGGACUGGUGUGUUGACUAUUGUGACCUCCAGAACAACAAAGGAAUAAUAACUAAGCCUAUAAAUCACCAAAUCUUUUACGCAAGCUGUCAGGCAGUCAUGUACAUCCUGUGCUUUCGCUUAAGAUCUAUUAUGGACUACCCAAAUCUUAAAUCACAACUUUUUAACAUGCCUUUUGGAUAUAUCUUGACACACCCACUGGAACCUUUAAAGGUUUGCUUGCCAGUCAUAGUGGAUGAAUUCCUGAGACAGGCCAAGGCUGCUAGGUUGUUCAAUGCAUCUAUGAGUUCGGCGUUCGAAGAUGCGCUUGAAUCUGAUUUGUCCAGAACAUUUGGAGGAAUUGAUAGACUUGACAUGUUCUUCCCAUUUGAUCCUUAUCUGCUAAAAGAAUCUGACAGGUACAUUCGUCCAAAUUUUGAGUUCUGGUCCAGGGUAAAGACAACAUACAGCAAUUAUAACAGUGAUUGUGAUGAUGAACUAGCGGACAUUGAUGCACCUGAAAUGAACGUGGGCAGUUUGGAUGAUCAUGUUGAAAUAGAUUUGAACAGUGAUGAUGACUUAGAAUACUCAAUCAACAAGAUGUCCAUAACUCCGCACCACUCUUUCUUUCAUCAAACAAUGAUGAAUAGCGGGACUGGCCUUACCAUGCCUGCUAAAAUCAGACCUUCAGUGAGCCCUCCAUCAUAAUGGGUCCAAAGAUAAUCGCUGCUAUCAACUUCUUCACCUCACCAAAAGAAACAGCCGGGCGCUGGGAGUGCAUUUGGAGCCACCUUGUAUAAGGGUUCUACUAUGUAUCAGACGCAGAGCUUUCUUUGAUAGCUGAUAGUAGGGUCGAAUGACCCAUUCUUUUGCUAUGUAUGCAAAGCCCAAAUAGGUUAGUUGAUGGGAUGAAAUGUGUAGUACAGAUGUGUCCUUACGAACGAAGCGGGAGUGGUUGUGAUUACAUAAGCUUAUUAUAGACUAGUAGGAGGCCCUCUGGGUUGUAUAAGACAGGUUUAUGUAGAAUGUUUUUGCUGAUAUUUUCGUAUCGGAACAGCAGCUGUCUAACUUC
This is a messenger RNA of Oryza brachyantha (malo sina), 2374 nucleotides long. RefSeq names its product RNA polymerase I-specific transcription initiation factor RRN3. The coding region runs from base 142 to 2010 and encodes 622 amino acids. NCBI's taxonomy places the organism in Eukaryota, Viridiplantae, Streptophyta, Magnoliopsida, Poales, Poaceae. The record is from RefSeq and is a predicted model, not a curated record. Gene Ontology annotation, molecular function: RNA polymerase I general transcription initiation factor activity; RNA polymerase I core binding. The transcript has 16 exons. Gene Ontology annotation, cellular component: nucleus. Gene Ontology annotation, biological process: transcription initiation at RNA polymerase I promoter.